Messenger RNA from Colletotrichum lupini, 756 nucleotides. RefSeq lists its product as uncharacterized. Lineage: Eukaryota; Fungi; Ascomycota; Sordariomycetes; Glomerellales; Glomerellaceae. The transcript has 3 exons. Gene Ontology annotation, molecular function: oxidoreductase activity. The record is from RefSeq and is a predicted model, not a curated record. The coding region runs from base 1 to 756 and encodes 251 amino acids.
AUGGCUGCAGCUUGGAUCGAGAACCCAGGUCCUCGUGCACUUUUACACAUAAUCAUUCAGCCAACGUACACGAUGAGGUUCACGUCAACGACGUGCGGCCUCGGUGCCCUUCUCACCCUUCUCGUUCCAGCUCUAGCGGACGAAUCUGCGCGCAUCAUCACUUUCCUCACCCGAAAGGCUGAAAUGACGGAGCAAGAGUUCCACGAUCACUGGACGAACACGCAUGGCCCCCUCGUCGUGCCAUGGGCUCUCCAGUACGGCGUCAAUCGGUACACUCAGUACCACACCACCGAGGCAAAUCGCACGACCCUUCAGAAAGCUCUAAGGCUGCCGGACGAAUACCUCUUACAAUACGACGGAGCAGCCGACUUCACCGUAUCGAGCAUCGAGCAGUUCUUGUCCGCUUAUGCGGACCCUUACUACAAACAGGUCAUUGAGCCCGACGAGAAGUCAUUGUUUGCUCAUAGUGGAGAUGUGAUGGUAGUUCGGGGCUCGCUGGGAUGGACUACAGACAUUGUUGAAAAUGGCGGAGCUGUGAUGGAUGUCGCGGGUGGUUGCAGCAAGUGGCGAGAAAUUCAUGGCAUCGUGAAUGUUUUCUCUCUCAGCCAAAAAGCCUGGUUAUCGAGGCUAGCUCGUUGGGACAUCACCGAGCAAUUAGGAUGUCUCCUAGACUUCGUUCGCAAAGAGUAUCCUGAUGAGUGGACGGGUACUUCACAUAGAGCUGAGAGCCGGCCCGGUGUUGGUACUUCUACAUAG